AUGAAGCUCGAUAAGAUCGUAGCGGUCGAGAUCGUGGUUCGCAUCCUCUGCGUCCUCUACUGCGUCUUCCUCUAUGGCAUGGUCAAGGCGCUGACUGGCAAGACCAUCGACAUGGUUGUCAUGAGUCUCACGUACAUUAUGAUUGCCACCUGUCCGUGUUUGUGGGGCUUGAUCCGAUGCUUGCGCGAGUGGGCGCGCCGCAAGCCGAUCGUGGUCGUCCAAGCCAAGCCCAAGAAGAAGCCGGACAUUGCGACCAAAAAAGAGAUCCAAGUCGCGCAAACGCAAGCCGAGAUCCUCGCGGCGCAGCGAGAAAAAGCCAAGGAGCUCGGCGGUCUCGUUGAGAAAUCAACCAAGUCGAAGAAGAAGAAGGGCAAGACGCCGACGCGGAAAGGACCCCCCAAAGCCAAGAAGGAUAAGACCGACAACGUCUAA
Messenger RNA from Saprolegnia parasitica CBS 223.65, 432 nucleotides. RefSeq lists its product as hypothetical. The transcript has 3 exons. Lineage: Eukaryota; Oomycota; Saprolegniomycetes; Saprolegniales; Saprolegniaceae. Bases 1 to 432 code for a protein of 143 amino acids. The record is from RefSeq and is a predicted model, not a curated record.